This is a messenger RNA of Fusarium falciforme, 2658 nucleotides long. Its product is annotated as HET domain-containing protein. The record is from RefSeq and is a predicted model, not a curated record. The transcript is spliced from 5 exons. NCBI's taxonomy places the organism in Eukaryota, Fungi, Ascomycota, Sordariomycetes, Hypocreales, Nectriaceae. The coding region runs from base 1 to 2658 and encodes 885 amino acids.
AUGUCAAGAAGCGAAAAUGAGACUAACACCAGUCAUUGUACGGAGUUCUGUAAUGCUCUUCGCAGCAUCGGUUCUUCCGACGGCAAGAUACCGUCUCACGACGAAUUGAAAAGUACUCUUGGUAUCUAUGGCGACGGCUACUUGCUAGGGACGCUUGACGAGAUCCAACAGAGAAAAAGCUGCCCUCUCUGUCAGACAAUUCUGGAAGCAUUGAACGAGGCAGUUGUUGCCUCUCGCGCUAAAGAAUUAGGACCUGAGACCUCCCAAGCUGAGCGAGUCCGGAUCACCAUUCGCCCAGGAGAACACUGCCUUCGGCUUUCACAUCCCUUGCUAUGCGGAACAAGAGUUUUGUUUGUUGAGAAUGGCAUCGAGAAGAUUAACUCAGAACAGGGUCCUUAUGUCGCGAGAGUGGUCGAAGAAGAACAGGUUUCAACAUCGCUUGUUCGUUCAUGGCUGCGGCAAUGUGAGGAGAAGCACGGAGACUCUUGCUUCCACCUUCCUCCGUCCCUGAGAGACAUCGAGUUCACGCCGAUCCCAAGCAAUGUGAUGCCCACCGAAGUAAAGGACAUAGAGCACAAGACGCUAUCAAUAAAUGAGGAGAAAACAUCCAACUUUCGACUGCUGGACCUUGAAACCAAGUGCGUCAGGUAUAUGCCACUUGGUACCCGAUACGUGACGUUGAGUUACGUCCGAGAUCAAGCGCCCGUCUUCGAGCUCCUCCAAUGCAAUCUCGACUUUCUCCAGACACCCGGCGCCUUGGAUGAAAUUGGCUCAGAGCUUCCGCAGACAAUAGCCGAUGCCAUGGAGCUUGUGCGAUCGCUGGGCGAAAGGUACCUGUGGGUAGACGCGCUCUGCCUCAUUCAGGACCACCCACGGGACAUGAAAGGUGGGAUCGAAAUAAUGAACUCGAUUCUUCGAGGUUCACAUUUUGCGAUUGCGGUUGCAUCAGGAACAGGUGUGCAAUCGGGCAUACCGGGAGUCAGGCCUGGCUCAAGGCAACCCUCCCAGCACAUUGCUCAGCUUAAUUCGAAGAUGAAGAUCGCCGCCACCAACAGCAUGUACUGGUAUCUCCAAAACAGCGCAUACAGUCACCAGGGAUGGAGACUGCAGGAGCUCGCUCUUCCUCGGCGAACCCUCAUCUUCGUCAACAACCAGGUGUAUUUCCGAUGUACGCAAGCCAACUGGUGCGAGGAGACUGCCGCCGAUCUUCAAGAGAAAUGGAUAGACCCGGACGAUGACUGUAUCUUGCGAGUCGCGAGCCCUGGAGCUGGUAAUCUGGCUGCGUGGGAUGUCUAUCAAAAGUUGUGUGAAGAUUACUCGGGCCGUACACUUGAACACGACGGUGACGCUCUUCGGGCGCUCUCUGGCAUUCUACGCCAGCUCGGGGGUGAAUUGACGUCCUGGUAUGCGGACGGACUUCCUGCAAACUAUCUCAACUCAGCUCUUCUCUUUCUAUCCACGGACGGUAAAUUGCGACGCCGACCUGGGUUUGCGAGUUACUCCUGGGCAGGCUGGUCGGGCCCGAUAACCUGGGCGCCCGAAACUCGUCAAGGGCCAGACCAUGACAGCCAGGCAGCCGAAAGACUUUUCCACUGGAUUCAAAAAAGAACUUUCAUCCAGUGGCAUGUUUGGGCGAGAAAGGGAUCUGUAAACGAGGUCGAUAACAUCGAUCAAUAUAACGAGCCGAGCCGAAUUGAACGAUUCACCGACCGAUACGCACACGCACUCACCAACGAGACCAUGGAAUUACUCAAACAGUCGCGAUAUCUCCAGGAUUCUUUUCUUUUGGCCAAAUACUCAGCUUGGUCACUGGCAUUUCCUCUCCCAUGCUUCACCCAAGGCAAGCGAUACGGUCAAGAGAUUGGAGGCGGCGGCAUCUACUCGGACGAUGUGAUCAACAGCCAAGCUGAGGUCGACUGGCGGGCCUACCACAUCAAGCACGAUAUUGUUUGGCUGAUCUUGGUCUCGUGGGUCACCUAUCGCGCAUCCAAAGCACGGAACUGCAAAGCACGAGAGCUCUCUGGACCUACGACUGUGAGGCGUGAGGGAGACGAGCUGGAUUACGAGUUUCGAGAUACGCCUGCUUCGGAGGUACGGGAGAUUGUUGCCGAUGACGAUGACGAACCUUUUGAUGCCCGAGUUCGCGAUGCGAAGAGGGCGAUUGAGUCGAUCCGGGUAGAGCACAAAGGGCCUGUCCCUAACCUUCCAACGCUUCCCAUAUAUCCUGUUAUCCUGUUCAAGGCCUUAUCCAUCCGCCUCAUCACCGGCCCUCCGCCUGCUCUGGAGCCGAAGCAGGAUGUCUCAUCGAAGGCGCUGCCUCGUCAUAAACGUCCGCUACAGUGGGUAAAAGGAUCACCUCUCUUUGCCUCAGAUGGCAAGCUUGUGGGCUCCCUACAUGUAGAUAACAUCGCUUCGCACACGGCCGGCGUCGAGGUGGAGUGUCUCAUCAUCGCAUACUCCAAAGAACCCAUAGCAGGCUCGGCUCUCCCUAAGUCACAAGUGCCAGUAGGCGAUGAUGAUGAUUGGAAUGUCUUCUGGGUCAUGCAAGUAGUGGAGAAGGAUGGCAUCUAUGAACGGCGAGGGGUUGGCCAAGUAUUGGAUUCGGUGCUCACCAAAUCCUGCGUCCGAUCGGAGGGCAAGGUGAUACUUCUUGGUUAG